Messenger RNA from Cladophialophora psammophila CBS 110553, 711 nucleotides. RefSeq lists its product as uncharacterized. The transcript is spliced from 2 exons. Gene Ontology annotation, molecular function: protein binding. The record is from RefSeq and is a predicted model, not a curated record. NCBI's taxonomy places the organism in Eukaryota, Fungi, Ascomycota, Eurotiomycetes, Chaetothyriales, Herpotrichiellaceae. Bases 1 to 711 code for a protein of 236 amino acids.
AUGUCACUCAAGCGACUUUCUAGUGAGGACCACUAUGACGCCAGGAGCAAGAAGACAAGCUUUACUGUCUCCGACGAUAUCAUUACUGUCACUGUUGGCAAGGAGCAGUUGCGACACCUAAUCCACGAAAGCGUCCUCUGGAAAUGUCCAUUCUUCGACAAGUGCCUCCACUCUGGUAUGCGAGAACAGGAAGAAAAGGCCAUCAUCUUGCCCGAAGAUGAUCCCGAGGACUUUGCCAUCAUUGUCAAGUGGCUGUACGCCGAGAAGAUCCCCGACGAUAUCAACUGGCACCGAAUCAUACCCGCAUACAACGCGGCCAGCAAAUUCUGCAUGCCGGAACUGCAGAACGCGCUCGUCGACGCGCUUCGAUCCCAGAUGGAGGACUGGUGCCUCACUCCCGAAUGGGUCUCUCACAUUUGGGCGCGCACGGAGGAGGGAAGCCAGCUGCGCGAACUGGUCUUGGACGCCUUCUGCUAUGACAUAUCGAAGAAGCCGUCGCGCUACAACGAGCACAACAUGGAACACAAAGCAGACGCUGAUGGGCCGAAGUACGCUGCGCAGAUGGGGAAGUGCAUGGAAAACGAGGAGUUGGCGCUGGCGCUGCUGUGGCGCUUUGCAGACCCGGCAUUUCGUCCGAAAGCAAAACCUUGCAAGAUGAAGGGCUGUGUCUACCACGUCCACGAGGACGAGAAGAAAUGCAGCCGACCCUGA